This is a messenger RNA of Apus apus (common swift), 5543 nucleotides long. RefSeq names its product tetraspanin 9 (gene TSPAN9). The coding region runs from base 613 to 1635 and encodes 340 amino acids. Gene Ontology annotation, cellular component: membrane. The record is from RefSeq and is a predicted model, not a curated record. Lineage: Eukaryota; Metazoa; Chordata; Aves; Apodiformes; Apodidae. The transcript has 7 exons.
UCUGUGGGAAAUACCCAGUUGCUGCAGUUGCUGAUGAUUUCACGGCAGCAGCAGUGAAACACAGAGUGCGCUCUGAUAGCUGGUUACUGAAUGAGAUACUGCAAAUGGGUGGAAAGAAAAAAGACAGCGUGUGAAAGAGAGUCAGAGAGACACAGAGAAGGAAACUGAGAGAAAGGAAAGUGCUCUGGCUCGAGCAGAGUCUCCCAGGUGUAUUGCAGAAGCUUUUUGGAAAUGGAUGCAAGGACCAUCUGCUGCCUAUAGAUUAGAGGGCUGUAGACUAGGAGCAGAGAGAAUGAGUUUAUGGCUCUUUUGAAUAAAAAUUGAAGUUCUGCAUAACUGAUUAUUCGAGAUAAAUUAGGAGUAUGCUCUUGUGUGGCAUAUUAGUGUAUAAAUCCAUGCCACAGAUAGACAGAGUGCAGCCUACAUUGCUAUAAAAAACAAAAACAGCAACAGUGCAGUGAAUAAAUUCGGCAGUGAUUAUCUGAUUUAUGUGCAAAGAAAAAGAGACGCAAAACACAGACAUUUCUUAUUGCACCGUGGCAUUUACAAGGCACUGCAUUUAAUACUGAGAGAUGUUAUACAUUAAAUCUGACAGCUGUAAAAAGAGAGAUCAUGGAGAAGUCAAGUAGUGAGGAUUCUUCAAUUCACCGGAGUCCAUCUUUGGAUAGCAAAGACUCAGAUUUUGCUAAACCUUCUACCUCAGGGAGGCAAUUUGGUCGAGGUUUUACUGCUGGAGCUUUCUAUGGUACCACUGGAUCACGCACACAGAGCCAUGCUGGUGUUGGAACUGGGACCGGCAUUGGAACUGGGACUGGCGUGAAAAGUGACAAAUACAACGCACCCAAAGGCAGCAAAUACGUGGUCUUUUACCUGGAUCUAUCCUUUGUUUUUCUUUUAGAAUUUAAGAAGUGCAACAUGGCAAGAGGCUGCCUGUGUUGUUUGAAAUACAUGAUGUUCCUUUUCAAUUUAAUAUUUUGGUUAUGUGGCUGUGGGCUGCUGGGUGUGGGCAUCUGGCUGUCAGUGUCACAAGGAAACUUUGCCACAUUUUCGCCUAGCUUUCCGUCACUUUCAGCUGCCAAUCUUGUCAUUGCCAUUGGCACUGUCGUCAUGGUGACCGGCUUUCUGGGCUGCCUAGGUGCUAUCAAGGAAAACAAGUGCCUCCUGUUGAGUUUUUUCGUCAUUUUGCUGAUAAUUCUCCUGGCAGAGCUGAUACUACUCAUUCUGUUCUUUGUUUAUAUGGACAAGGUUAGUGAGAGUGCAAAGAAGGAUCUGAAAGAAGGUAUGAAGCUAUACAAUUCAGAAAAUAAUGUUGGACUGAAAAAUGCAUGGAAUAUCAUUCAAGCAGAGAUGAAAUGCUGUGGUGUGAAUGACUUUACAGACUGGUACCCAGUGCUGGGAGAAAAUACUGUCCCAGACCGAUGUUGUAUGGAAAACUCCCAAGACUGUGGCCGGAACUCCACGGAAUUAGUGUGGAGAACGGGAUGUUAUGAAAGAGUUAUGACCUGGUUUGAUGAGAAUAAGCAUGUCCUUGGUUUGAUUGGGAUGUGCAUCCUCAUAAUGCAGAUUCUUGGCAUGGCCUUCUCCAUGACACUCUUCCAGCAGAUUCACAGGACUGGCAAAAAAUAUGAUGCCUAAAGCCUCUGAAACAUUAUCACAUCAACUCAUUUGUCUCAUCAUAAAAGAGAACAAAAGGAGUGACCACAAAGAGUGACCUGGCCCUGCUGAGGGAAUCCGUCCCAUUGACUGAUCUACUUUGUUGUUACUUGUCCAGUUAUUAUCACAACUUGUUAUUUGACUCAUUUUUUUAUCUGUUUCACAUUUGCCAUUUAUUUGCCAAAGAGGGGGGAAACCCCCCAAACAAAUGGAUUUUCUACAUGAAAUCAUAGAUCUUCUCUAAGAAUGUUUCUUAACUUAAGAAAAUGUUUUGCUCUACUAAUCCAUGCUUUAUGUGCAAAAAUUCUGUGUGUUCAACUUCAAGGGAAAAUUCUUCAGAGUCUUCCAGUAGGUUCUCAACCAUCAUGUCCAAUUUAUUGGAAGACUCAGAAAAGCCACUCUGAGAGUCAUAGGCUGCUUUCCUUUGCAGCUUCUUGUACGUUACGGUGUAUACUUUUUCUUAUAAUGAUGAUGAUCAUUGUUAUUAUUAUUGUUAUUAUUGAUAUAGCUUAGAAUUUAGUUGCCUGACUUACAACUUCUUACUGGUUUUGGUUUUACACAUUUAUUGUACAUUAAUUUGGGAACCACUGUGCGAUCUCCAGAGGACAUGUUUUUAAAAGUUGACAGCUGGUGAGGGCAAAUAAAGACAUAAAUUUUCUCAUCAAUGGGGAGGUAUUGUCUACCUUUAUCAGGACUUUGAUGCCCUUGCUGUAACAAAGGUGGUUCCUUUCAAAUCAGGAGCUUUUUCCUCAGAUGGAAUGCAUUCCCUUUCCAUUGGACCAGAUGGCGAACUUCCUAGUCCUGUGAGGCGAAGUUCUGAUGCCUUUACUUACUGAAAGCAAGAUCUGACUGCUUUCAUGUCAUUCUAUUUUGAAAGCUAAAAGUACUAUCUAAGCAAGUUACUGCUUCCUGGCACAAGGAGAGAGAUUGCAGUCUGACCUACUGGCCAAGACAUGGCAUGCUGCUGGAUAUGAGGGAAGGGGAUGGCAAUUUAAUGGCAACAUUGUCAUACCAGCCCCUUGAUUGAAAGGGUUUCCUCAGGUAGAUGACAGCUGUCUCCCUGAGCUGGAAAAGGUGGUGUGAUUAAAGGUGACCCAGAUGAUAAAGGAAAGGGGCGCUUUCCAGAACAACACUCAGAGACAGUACGUGUUGUCAUGCCUUCAGUACAGAAUUGGUUCUUGCUGACGGAUGUCUAUCCAAUGGCAGAGUUCAGUGCAAUGCAUAUUUUUACCAACAUUCCUGUUAGAAAACUGGAACAUACAUUUCUCUAGUUUGAAUUCUGCUUCAUUGCAAGCAUCCCCCAUUUACCUUUUGUACCUUUUUGCUGUUUUGUGAAGGAAGAAGGAAAGGCUCAGACAUCGGAGGAUGUUCUGAUUUAACUCCAGUCAGGCCUUGAGCUAGCUCUGAAAGAAACACUGCUUUUUAUAUUAGCAGCAGUCAGAAGUGACCUUCAGAGGUUACCAAUGUCACUCUCAAAGGGAUACUGUAAUCUGUGAGGUAAGGCUUAUUGAGAAUGGAGAUUAUGUGCCUAUCAGAGCCAUGCCAUGUCAAAGUACUCCUCUGGUAAACAAGUUUCUCUUAAUAUCCAGUCUGAAUAUUUAUAAUUUAAACUCUUAAAAGAUACAAAAGAUACAAUUUUCAUUGUAUCAUUCAGCUUAUUGUUUCUUUCUGGGCUGAAAUAGCUUUUGAGCCACUUCCUAUCUGGGAGUUUUUAGUCUCCUGUUCAUCUUUCUAGUAGGUUCUGCAUGCAUCUGUACAUCGGGAAGCAGUAGUGUUUUGGGUGACCUAUUUGUCACUUUUUUUAGUUCCUCUGAAAUGAGCGUGACAGGAAGAAGUGUGAAUGUGUGGGAGGUAGAGAUGAAUUUGGGUGUUGCAGUGAAGAAGGAUGUUACUGUUCUUAGAGCAUGGCCCUUGCCCUUAUGAGGAUAAGGCCCAAAGUUUCACAGGCCUCGUUUCCUCCUGAAGCAGGUAAUGCCAUAUAGGUUCAGCUAUUUCAUUUGGAUUGCCUUUGAAAGAGGCAGGGGAGAAGCAGAGGGAAAGCACAGAAACUGAAUCCAGUUUUACUUUCCUUUCUAACAAAAAUUGGGACCAGGAGCAUCUGAGCCCCACUGGAGAUGGAUUUUCCAUGUUGAUGAAGUGGCUCCAAUGCCCAGUGUAAUUGCUGCUACAUGUAAGACUGUACCCAAAGUUUCUAAGAUGUGUUUCCAUUUUUUCAAGAAAAGACAGGAUUAUUUUCAUCUGAUGGUUCUACUGCAUUCUCCCUUUGGGCAGAGGUGCUUAGCUUUCUCCAGCUUUCUCCAGCAUUCAAAAAGAGUAGGGUGUAGGGCUGAACAGGAGCAUCAUCUCUGUCCUUUUGGGGUCACACAGUGGUAUCUGCCACAUCUUAAAUUUUAAUCUGCAGCCAAUUUUUGUACAAAAAAUAGAUAAUAAAUAAAAGUAAAAUAUAUUAGUGAAAGUAAUAUGGAAAUAAGUUUAUGAGUAACUCAGAGAUUAAAUGUGUAGUUGCAAACUCAGCUACUUUGCCUUCCAUCCAAACUUAUUUUUCUAGAAUGCUUCAUUCCAUUUCACGAUCUAGUAGCAUAGAUCCUGAAGUCUUUUUUAAUUAGUACUUUUGGCAGUUUAAGCACAGCAUUAAGUGAGAUAGUUACAUGAGCUUCAUGUAUUCGUCUCUAUGAAGCCACCUACAGGAAUGGAGUCAAAAGUAGGGCUGAUUUCUGUCUCUAGCUGACUCUCAGAUGUGGGAGGUGAUGACAGACAUCCUGAAAGGAGUGGAAAAGCAAUGCCAUUUUCCAAGCAACAAGAAACAGCCCUUAAAAGUGUGAGGCUGCAUCAAUCAGUUUGUCAGAGAAGGCACUAACUAUCCUGUAAAAGGGAGCUUUGGCUCAUGUAUGUAUGCACUUUUUUUGCUUAUGCUGGUGGGUGGCUGGCUGUGUGUUUUCCCCAAAUGUCACUGAUUAUUUAAUUUUUUAGCAUGUUUUAAAAUAAAAACUGAUACUGAGUAAAAGUAUCUUGAAUAUACACAAAUAUUGAUUUGUAUAAAUUCAUACCUCUCUGUAUCUCUAAUUCAUGAAAGCACAGAUCAAGUGUGUGAAAGUGCCGUUUCCCUGACUGUUCCUUCAGACUGUAGCACCCCUGCUGUCUCACUGUGCUUCAGGCUUGGCAACUGCAGCAGAACUUGAGCAGAGACAUAAUAGGAGAACUUCUUGAAGAACCUCUGCUUGAAAGCUGUUGAUAGCAGUGAAUUCUGUUCCCUCUUGGUGGUACAGAGCACCUGUUUGUUAUAGGCUGUUAGUUAUAGGAAGCCCAGGUGUUCAAAAGAAGUGCCCAUAGUGAAGUAGCAUGUGAGAUGAUAAAAACAAUGGUGUAAAUGUCUCCAAAAUGAAAGAAGAUGCCUUGUAUAUGUCAUGCAUUGUGUUCCUGGACUAUGGUCAUGUUAGGCCAACUCUCCUAUCUUGUGUCCAACCCCCAUUUGUAUGCAUGAAAUGCAAACUCACACACAGGAAGGGUGCAGGCACAGGGCAGCCGAACUAAUCCUCAUGGUCUUUCUUGGGAAGUGUGUUUGUUGGGCAUAGAAAAAGCAAGGAGGAAAAGGGUGUUUUCCCAGCAGAUGGAUUUUUGGAGUACCAUUGAAUAGGGCACAUGUAAUUCUGAUGUAAAUUCUUUCCAUAGGGUUGAGCAGCUUCAUCCUGUAGUUGGCAUGAGGAAACCUGGAGAUGUUUGCCUAUGGGCUAGCCAUCUGUUGUGCAGUAGGUAGUAGACACUAAGAAACAACAUGCCAAUCCCACCAGGUGAUGUUUGCACCAGUGUUUCUUCUAUGCAAUACCUACUUUCGCCUUUAUAUAAAAGAUUUUUACUCAGAUGAUAUAAAAAUAAAGGAUUUUUUAAAAGGU